AGAUCAGAACUGUUAACCGCAUUUACAGAUAUUUGCACUGUUAAUCGCACAUUUGAAUAUUAUAAUUGUCUCACAGAUAGUAACUGUUAUCCGUCAGUUUUUAAAAAGAUAUAUCUGCAGAAUCAAAACAACAUAGAGUAUAUGGAGCAAGAAGUAUCCGACCUUAUCUCUUUGAGUGAUAGUGGAUCUGAAUCUAAAGAACAUUUAGAAGAAACAAUACACAAACAAAAGCAGAAGCCAUCUACACAACCAAAUAUUGAACAGAUGUUUCAAAAAAUGGUGGCAACUGAUCCUAAACGAAAGGCAAGUCAGGAUCAAAAGUUUGUUAGUAUGUUAGUCAAGGAUCAAUUGCCUGCUAGCAUACAAGAAGAUGCUGGUUUGAUCAAGUUUCUGGCAGAGUUUGAUCCUAAUUAUCAGUUACCAAGUGAAAAACUCUGCAGAAAAUUACUUACAGAUACUUUUGAUGCAAUAGCAUCAUUAAUUACAAUUCUGAGACCUUUUGCUGAAGCAACUGAACUAUUAGAAGGCAGCAAAUAUGCUACUAUUAGUUUUAUAUAUGGUGUGAUUACAGUAAUUAAGCAAAAGCUUCUUAUAUAUAAUAACAAUUCAAAUAUAGAUUUUGAUUUUUUUUGUGAUGUUUUUGAUGAUGAUGUUGUUUAUGAAGAGCAUUAUUGGAAUGUGCCUAGUAACGAAGAUAUGCUAGCAGCACUUUUGAAUUCUCAAUGUAAACUUCUAUCAUUUAUGUCAGAAUCUUUAAAAAAUAGAGUCUUCAAAUUACUUAAAGCUGAAUAUGAAAAAGCAUGGGUUCUAUAUAGAAUUGAAGAAAAUAAUAAUAGUGUUCAAAAUCAUUCAAAUUCUUUAUUGGCAUCAAUGUUUCAUAAAAGAUGCCCACAAUUAGAAGUUUCAGAUUAUCUUGGAGCUCAAGAACUUUUAUGA
Molecule: messenger RNA, 936 nt
Organism: Cetraspora pellucida
Lineage: Eukaryota; Fungi; Glomeromycota; Glomeromycetes; Diversisporales; Gigasporaceae
Source: the annotation of a GenBank genome assembly